AUUUCUAUCAAACAGGGGCUAUAUCUUCUUUCUUUGUUUGUUUCUCAGAUCUAGUAUUCUCUAUUAUACCACGUCUAGUUACGUGGUACUACUUUGGCUCUAACAAAUAAGCAUCCUAUUCCACUCAAGGCAAAGUGAAAAGAUGGAACCUAAAAAUAUUGUUGUAGGUAGUGGUACUACAGAUAUAAGAGAGCUCCUGGCCUUUCCUUUUGGGUUGCUGAGUUUGGUUAUAGGGGAAGAUUGCGAAGAGAGAGGGAGAAAUUUCUAACUGUUCUAACUCUGUUGUAUAAUUUCAAGGAAAGAGAUGUAUAUUAAAACCAAUAAGCACAUUAUUGUUGAUAACUUAAUAUAUGACUUUUCUUGACAUAGCUAACAUCUCACUAGCUAUCGGUAAAAAGGGAAUUUGAAUAGCAUCCGCCUGGAUUGUCUAGACAGGCACAACUGGUUGAAGUUUUCCGGAUUAAGAAUUUGUUACCAGGGCUUUUUGUGGUUCCUUUAUGACAUCUAUCUAUUGGUGCAUAUUACAUUGAAUAUUUCUAAUUAAUUUUGUUGCUUACUUCGGAUGUAUCAAAUAGGAUUAUGUCAUUCUCUUUAGAAGGACCUCGAGCUAUUUGCAUUAUUUUGGCUGUUGGUUUGAUCUCAAGUGUUACACUUCGGCAGCCUAAUUCAUCUGGGAAUACCUUGACUUAUGAGGGUCGGUUUGAAAUUCUCCCUCUGUCUGGAUCUUUUACUCCUUUUGACACAGAAGAGUUUAGAUCUGGCGUCAUGAGCACCUCUUUGGCAAGUCCUGAUGGUCGUGUUAUGGAAGGUUUGAUUGCUGCUAGUCCUGUACAGGUGAUUGUGGGCAGCUUUCUACCGAGCGGCCACCCCCAGUUAAAACCCAAGAAGCCGAAUGCAGAACCAGCAUUGAAUAUGAAUGCAUUAAUCCCCGUUGGUAUCCCUCGUUCUUCCAAUGUGGAGAAUAAGUGCUUCAGCGCUGGCAAUAUGGUGCCUCAAUCUACGACCCAGAUGAAUAAUUGGGCAGCUGUUCCCACUCCAGAAAACUCGAGCAAGUCCAGUGCAAACAUCAAUAUAUCCUUGCAGGGAUAGUAAUCUCAUGGACAGCAAUCAGUUCAACCAUUUUAUGGACUCUUCAAAAUCUUCAUCUUGUUCCCAUUAUACAUCUAAAACAGAUCAUCAUCAUGCAUUAGUGUAUUUUACCAGGUUCUCGGAUAUCCUUUUUUCCUUGUCUGUUUAUUAGGAAGGAGAGUUGAAAGGUGGAGUGAAUUGUUGAAAGUUAACAACUUUGGGUUCAAAUGGCAAAUAUAAGAUCCUACUUAAUAAAGGGACAUAAUUAUGUAAAUAAAAGCACUAAAUAAGGGAUUAAGACGUUGCGACUUA
Messenger RNA from Olea europaea var. sylvestris, 1380 nucleotides. RefSeq names its product AT-hook motif nuclear-localized protein 1-like. The transcript has 3 exons. The coding region runs from base 580 to 1089 and encodes 169 amino acids. Gene Ontology annotation, molecular function: minor groove of adenine-thymine-rich DNA binding. The record is from RefSeq and is a predicted model, not a curated record. NCBI's taxonomy places the organism in Eukaryota, Viridiplantae, Streptophyta, Magnoliopsida, Lamiales, Oleaceae.